GCAAUCCAAGAAUGCAAGCUGAGUAUUAUCAUGAAAAAUUAUGAGUUAGGUUCGAAAUAUAUUGGACUGGAUUCAUCCCGCUGGCAUUUUGUCGCUUUUGCAUGGAGAAGUAAGGACGGAAAUUACGUUUUCGUGGUCAACAGUUUUUCAGAGUUGGGGCUUGGAAAGUUUGAGGGCAAGACUAUUGAAAGCGGAAACAUCCUGAUUGGGCAGCAAAGUGAAAACGUAAACUUAGAGAAUCCAUUUUCUGGACGAAUUACUUGUUUUCAGAUGUGGAAGACGUUUCUAAGUAAGGAGCAAAUAGAAGAAAUCUACAAAGGAAAUGGUGCUAAAGAUGGCAAAUGCCAGACCAACGACGACUCCUACAGAUUCUUAACUUGGGCGCAGGUGAAAACUGCGAACACGAAAGGCGAGGUGACGUUUCAUUGGCCAUCAGAGUUAAUUUGAAGCCCAAGUACUGCGGUUUCUUACAGUUAAGUGUGGUAGAACACAAACUAAAGUAGUCAAGAGGACCAAUAAAAUGGAAUAGUCUGUGUGAAAACCGGUCUAUAUUCACGAUCACACGAUUGUAACGACGAGAUUUUAGUAACAGAUUUCUGCGCAUUUGUAAAUAGUACUUCACUGAGUGCCGUGUAUGAUAACUAGGAGACGGAAUGGUAUAGUUAACGAAAAUAAUCUCACUAUAAUGUAUAGUGAUCUUGCGACUAUAAGCAUCUCGUUGGGUUCG
Messenger RNA from Pocillopora damicornis (cauliflower coral), 727 nucleotides. RefSeq lists its product as uncharacterized. The record is from RefSeq and is a predicted model, not a curated record. NCBI's taxonomy places the organism in Eukaryota, Metazoa, Cnidaria, Anthozoa, Scleractinia, Pocilloporidae.